AUGGCGGUCCUGAAGCUUCUCGCUUUGGUUAAGGGGAAAACAGGAAAGGGAAUACGUUCUUCCUUGUUAGAUCGUGACUUCAGUUUAUUUUCGUUCUUGGAUCUUGCUGCUUCCCCUUUGGUUACCCUUAGUGGAAAAUCAGGGAAUCGGCCUUCGAGAAAGACGGAAACUGUUACCGCGGCCACGGUCGAGAAAAAAUCGGCCCUGGUUAAAAGGGUUAAAACUGCUGUUCGGGCCGUGCCAACCAAACGACCUCGCCGAGAGGCCGAGCCGGCCAUCGAGCCUCCGCCGCCUGCCAAGCGGGUAAAACAACUAGCAAAGAAGGGCGCACGGGAGAUCCAUGUCAUCUCCAGUCAAACUACAGGGGCGACAACUCCCAGUGUUUCCCCUUCUCCCGCCGUUGUUCAACCCUCGAUCGAGAAACAGCCUGCCCCGGCCGCAGAGACAGGUCGACCGCGACCUGUCUCUGGGGCUGGUACACCAGUUCUGCCUCCCUCCGUCGAGGAGGCACCUAUUCCAAAAAUGGUGGCCUCUGCGACCAAGGGAGCAGCCCCUGAAAAUCCAAAACCCUCGGUCUUCAUCCUGGAAGAGAGUGAAGGGAGCGAUGAGGUCCCGCUGGCAGAUCGCCCUCACUCUCGUCGGCAACCUCCCCCAAAGUCAGAGAUGGUGGUUCAAGCCGGUCCCUCCACGGCUGAUCGUGGCAAGCGCCCAGUCGAGGAGCCGACGGCGGCGGCCGAUCCCCUUGCUCCUUCCCAGGAUCAAGAUGUUCCUGCCUCAUUCGAAACGGCCGUUCAGGUCGGCCCAUCUGCAGCCGACCGCGGCAAACGUUCACUCGAGGAACCCGAGGCGACGGCGGAAUCGCCCGUCCAUCCUCAAGACCAGGGCUUCCAUAUCCCUCCACAGGAUGUUACCUCGGCCUUCGUUUCGUGGGAGGUCGAAUUCAAAGCCCUCCUCUCCAGCACAACUGCAGAGUCCGGCCCUUCGGCCGCUCCAACUGAAGCUGCUGAUCCAAACGCUUUAACCCAGCUGCGGGAGUUUUGUCGCUCUCCGCGUCCCAAGUGCUAG
Malus domestica (apple) is the source of this 1065-nucleotide messenger RNA. Lineage: Eukaryota; Viridiplantae; Streptophyta; Magnoliopsida; Rosales; Rosaceae. The record is from RefSeq and is a predicted model, not a curated record.